AUGUGGAAAAAGAUAUUCCAAAUUUUUGUAUUUUUCAUUUUUUUCAAUGGCAUUUCACUCAUAUUGUGUAGAAAAAUAUGCAACGUUGUACAGUUUGGGUCCUACACAUUAUCAUUAAACAAAGAAAAUAAAAAAUAUUUCAAAUAUGAAGUAGUUGGCAUAAUAGACCCUUUUGACAGAAACAAAAUAUUGUGGAGUAGAAAAAAAAGAAACAGAAAAUUCGAUUUGAAUCCUUUUAAAAAUAUAUAUGAUCGUUUUUUUUGCAAUAUUAAUGAUUAUGUUUAUGUAACAAAUAGGGAUCAGUUCAUUUUUCGUAUCUUUCACAUAAAUCUAAAGAACACUAUUAAAUAUAUGUUAAAGUAUAAAAUUAUACGCGGUAAAAUGAAGGGCGGAAAAAACGGCGAAAAUACCAUUUUGUGCUUAAAAGAAACGAGCAAAUUGUAUCGAUUCUUGAACAACAUUAACAUUUAG
Messenger RNA from Plasmodium malariae, 471 nucleotides. Its product is annotated as conserved Plasmodium protein, unknown function. The coding region runs from base 1 to 471 and encodes 156 amino acids. The record is from RefSeq and is a predicted model, not a curated record. The transcript has 3 exons. Lineage: Eukaryota; Apicomplexa; Aconoidasida; Haemosporida; Plasmodiidae.